UGCACUCCGUCGCCCGUCUCUUCAUGGUCACGCACAGGGAAGCAAUGCGCCGGAUGCCGCACCGACAACAUCAAUAACAUCACCAUCAUCUUGGGCACUAUCAGCUGCGGCGUGGUUUCAACCGCAGCUCGCCCUCCUACCGCAGCGCCGCGCCGCCUCCACUGACAUCUACCAAACCAUUCUCUCGUAUUCGUCACUCCACUUGCUCGACAGGCCGUUUCAAAGAAACAAGAUGCUCGAUGCCGCCCACUUCCCACAUCUUGUCGACCUCGUCUUUGCCCAUGCUGAGAGUGCCGCACUCCUCACUCUCCGACGCUGCAGUCGCGACUUCUGCACGCGCGCCGAUGCCCGUCUCAUGUACCACAUCCGGGUGACGUCCGCCACAAACCCAUGGUCUGACCCCGAGUUCUGGGAGUAUGCUCUUUCCUCCCCUCUCGGCCGCCCACCCCUCCUCCGCACUUGGCACGAUGACAUGGGACGCUAUGUCGCACAUCUCGGCCUUUGGGUAGAGCGUGCCGCCAACCGCGCGGCCGAGCGGACCAUGACUGCAGAACGGUAUGGUAGCUGGGAAGAGGCACUGCGCGCGGUUCGUGUGCUGGAACUCGUGGGCACAGUCGUGCCGGACGGCGUGGGCGAGUUCACCUCUCUCCUCUCCUGUCUCGAGGUGAUCGUAUUUACAGCAGCCGGGGAAGAAGACGCAGCGGACAUUGCGCCGUUCGUCUACGCAUCGGCCCCUACUACUGUUGUGAGAUCCGCCGUGGACUGUGGGAGUCACCCGUCGCUGCCUUUGCCUGAAGUCGGGGAUGACUCCGACUGCCCUGUUAGGCUGGUGCUCCUGGUUGACUGCACACCGCGCGCGUGUUGGCGCCUGGGCGUCAGUGCGCUGCUUGGCAUCCCACUUGGAACACGCGUCCUAGUGAUUAUCUGUGCCCGUACAGGUGCCGGCGGGCAUGUCGACGAAGAAGAGGUGGGGCCACUCGGCCUCCUGACCGACAUGGGCGAGGUACUCGUCCACCACCUUCCGCACCUCCAGAUCACGUUCGUGGACGUCGCCCACGCAUAUCCGGGCAGCAUAGACGCCAAAACUGGAGAGCGACAAGCCCGCGCUGAGCUCCAUCGCCUCGUCGACAACGCGGAUCGAAACGCCAAGAUCGACGCAGCGUUCCCUAACUGGAGCAUGACGGACGCACACGCCGCCGUCGACGCCGUGCAAUUUGUCGCACUCGACGCGUACCGCAAGUCUAUUGGCGAGGGGCAAUGGGCAAAAGAGAUGGGUGAUUGAUACCCCGCCCCGACUCCACGUAUACUCGCGAUGACAUCCUCCGCUACGGCGCGUGAUGAUUGCGGCGGACCGGCUCCGCCUCAAACGAGUAUCUGGCAUCGGCCGCUGGGGAGGAAGGAUAGGGCGGAAGGAAUGUCGAUCAAGGCUCCGCUGGCGACUGGGCCUCGAUAUCGAGCAGCCCAUCAGUCUGACUCGUACGAUGGAGUCGAAGAUGGCGAUCGCAGUGGGUGGGGGAGGGGAGUGAUGGGGCGCAGCCUCCUAGUCUGUGCACCAACGUGCAGCGUGCAACACGACUGAAUCACAAUCACAACAUGAGAUCUUUGCCCAUCAGUGCGGCGUUUGGCCACACUGCGGCAAACAACGCCACCCGAUCAUUCUGCUUUGUCUCAUAUACAG
Messenger RNA from Cutaneotrichosporon oleaginosum, 1678 nucleotides. RefSeq lists its product as uncharacterized. The record is from RefSeq and is a predicted model, not a curated record. Lineage: Eukaryota; Fungi; Basidiomycota; Tremellomycetes; Trichosporonales; Trichosporonaceae.